This is a messenger RNA of Spodoptera exigua (beet armyworm), 3201 nucleotides long. NCBI's taxonomy places the organism in Eukaryota, Metazoa, Arthropoda, Insecta, Lepidoptera, Noctuidae. The record is from the annotation of a GenBank genome assembly.
CGCGGAGGGAGGCGCGAGCUACGCGGAUAGCUGCCGCUGCCAGUAUUUAAUUAUUUAUUCGCCGCGCGAGCCGCGGGCCGGAGGUCGGUCGUGACUGGAGACGAGCGUGCGGGGCCGGUCUCCCCGUCUUGUGUUGUUGUAUCGAGUCUGUACCCGGUGUUAUAAGUGACUAUUAUGAGCGACAGGGAUAGAUCGUCGCCUUCCCUCACGGACACCCCGCUGAAGACGUACAUCGGCCGGCACGACGACGACUACCCCCUUAUAAACGGAAACGGUGAGCACCAUCUAUUAGCUUCAAAGAAAACUUUUUGCCGAGAUUUCCUGAGCCACGGGGCUAGUUUCAACAAGAAAUACGGCAAGUCGGUGAACAGUAAGGACCCGCUCGAAGACAAGAAAGAUGACAGUGACCUGUGGGAGGCGCAGGCCGCUUUCCUCGGGCCAACGCUAUGGGACAAGACGCUGCCCUAUGACCCCGAUCUCAAGUACGCGGACCUAGACGAGUUCCUGUCGGAGAAUGGCAUGUCGGGCGAGGGACUGGGUGGCGCUCACCUCGGCGGCUCGGCCUUCGGGCCGGCGCUCGGCCUGCAGGCGCCGGUCACCAAGCGGGAGCGCUCACCUUCACCCUCCGAUUGUAUGAGUCCAGACACCAUCAACCCGCCGCUCUCACCCGCCGACUCCACGUUUUCGAUGGCAUCAUCGGGACGUGACUUUGAUCCCCGGACGCGCGCCUUCUCCGACGAGGAGCUCAAGCCGCAGCCAAUGAUCAAGAAGUCCCGGAAACAGUUCGUGCCUGACGACCUGAAAGAUGACAAGUACUGGGCACGUCGGCGGAAGAACAACAUGGCGGCGAAGCGGUCCCGCGACGCACGCCGCAUGAAGGAAAACCAGAUCGCAAUGCGGGCAGGGUACCUGGAGAAAGAGAACAUGGGCCUGAGACAAGAAGUGGAGCUACUUAAGAAGGAAAAUCACAUCCUGCGAGAGAAGCUCUCGAAAUACGCGGAUGUAUAGGCGGCCCGCGCCCCCCCACCACCCGCAUAGCACAAACACGCCACACGACAUGUCGCGGGCACUCCCCGGCGCGCCGCCGGUCGGGCCCUGCGCCCCCGCGCCCCCGCGCCCCCACUCGCCUCGCGUCGGUCGCGCCGUGCCAGCCUGCUGCUCGUUCAUUUCCCUAGUGGGGCUGCUUCGGCCGCGAGCUCAUCGAAUGUUGCAGGAUCGCCGCGACCCUUUGUCCACCCGCUGUCGUCCAUGUUGACAUGUUAAGAACGAUAGUGUAGCUAUUCGGUGAUCUCGUUGGUCUACUUUGUAACUUGUUCGACUAGUAGGUUUAAUUGUUAUUGCAGUUACCGUAAGUUUAUCUGCUUAGUUUAAUAGGAGAAUCUUAACCAAAGUUCCGUUCGAGCUCUUGAUCUAUCGUCGUCUCUAAUUCCUUCUCUCGGACUCGGUCCGACACUCAACAGGGUUAGUCAACGACGUACGGACCAAAUUUAUGAAAAAUUGUUAUUUGUGAACGGUAUUUGUGAGCCGUCCCGAGCGCGCGCCGGCGCAGUCCGACCGACUGCGACUGCGGUGUUAUUGUAAUAAGUUAAUGUUGUUGAAUAUUUAUGUAUUUCGAUACCGGCCACGGCGGCGGUCGCGUGUUUGCUCAAGUGGCUCGCGUACGCAUGCGCAAGUAUAGUGGCUGCGUCUGUAUAUAGAUAGUUUUAAUAGGGCCCCGAGCCGGCCCCGGGCACUCGAACCUACUCGAAAUCUGUAUUAUAAACGUUGCUGUUGUAAACUCUGACUUCGUCCGUCCCACGUCUCACAAGAUGUACAUCCCGCGCCCCGGCGGCUCGCGGGCCGCUCGCGCUAGCCGGUGUCUCACUCUAGCUCGCUUCGUAGGACUGCUCCAGAUGAGAUUAGCUCCUGCCGGGCACCCGGUGCCCUACAGUACCUUCUGUCGAUUCAGUAGUGAGCGAACACUAGUUUCGUUUCAAAUUUACUUAGUGGAUAGUUUAGGUAGUAUGUAGAUUCCGUAGCGUAGUUGUCAUUAGUCUAUUUUUGUUAUGGCUGUAGAUGUUAAUGUUUUUGAAAGUUUAUAUAAUUUUUUUUAGUUGUAAAGAGACUCGCAUUAAUGUAUCGAUUGGGUAGAACCCACGGACAAAAUGAAGGAAGCGGUAGGCGCGAGCGCAGGCGGCGGACCGGGCCGCCCCGCGCAGCCGGCGCCCGCGCCGCUCCGCCCCGUGCGCCGUCGCGACUUACGCACUGAUGACGUCACCCAGACGUUUCCCCGCACUCUAUUUGACUCGUGCUAAUGUCAUAAUAUAUUUUUGUAGGUUUUUGUCGUUGAUAAAUAAGUCAAUUGAAUGUUUAUUGAAUUGAAAGAAAAUAAUGUUUAUAAAGUAAGACUAAGAAGUUGUUGCAUUUGAAAGUAUUUUAUGGAUACAAAGCGAGAACAAUAAAAUGUUUUUUCUAUAAAAGUUUACAAGUGAGGGUUUCUAUACAUAGGUGUGACGGUUGAACUUUGAAAUGCACUGUUUCAUAUCAAACGAUAUUAUUGUAAUAAAACUUAAUAUACUUAUGGCCGCGCCGCGCGGCAUUUGAUAUUCCAUCUUGUUUGUUAAAAAAUAUACAUCGGAUUAUGCAAUAAUGUGUAUAAAAAUAAUGGUACCUAUACAUACAUCAUAAUAUACUUGUUUUCCCCAAAAAUUAUAACAUGAAUAUAAUAAUGUAAUUAUAUUAAGGUAUCGUGAUAAGAUGGAGUCGUAUGUAAGAAAAUAGCAGGGUGGUGGGCGCGGAGGCGCUAGGCGGAACGUUUGGGCGCCACCGCGCCCGCGGACCGCAGCGCCCCCGCGGCCCAUGCGCCUCCACUGUGCUGUCUUAUUAUUUAUUUAUUUUGUUAUGAAGCGCGCUCUCGAUGAGAGGCUAUUUGUCUGUUCUACACUUGUCUACAUUGCAACAACAUAAAACCAUAUUGUUUUACAUGUACGCGUAGUAUUUUGUUUGAAUUAAUUUAUAUAUGGUUCUAUGGAUUGAAAAUAAAUGUUAAUUGUUGUAUUUAUGUUUAGUUUGAUUUGUGGUGCAUGCGAGUCGCGAGUAGUGCGCCGCUUGCCUGUUGUACCGCUGACACGUUGUCUCCAUCGGUGUUUAUGUACCUAAAUAAAUAAAUCAUCGAUAUGUUACCUUGCGCAUGUCACGAGUUUUCAUUAUGUCCUGUCCUGU